AUGCCCGUGUUCCUGACGAAGAAGGAGAGGAAGAAGCUCCGCCGCCAGAGCCGGCGCGAGGCCUGGAAGGAGGAGCAGGAGAAGGUCCGCCUCGGCCUGGAGGCCCCGCCGGAACCGAAGCUUAGGAUAUCGAACCUGAUGCGCGCUCUCGGCACUGAGGCCGUGCAGGACCCGACCGCGAUAGAGGCCAAGGUCCGCGAGCAGAUCGCCAAGCGGCAGAAGACCCACCUGGAGGCGAACAAAGCCAGGGCCCUGACCAAGGAGCAGAAGAGGGAGAAGAUCGACCGGAAGAUCAGGGAGGACACUUCGAUGGGUGUCCACGUGGCGGUAUACAGGGUCCAGGACCUGUUCGAGUGCGCGUCCGCCAAGUUCAAGGUGGAGGUGAACGCGAAGCAGCUGCACAUGACCGGCUGCGUGCUUCUGCAUAGAGGCUGCUGCCUGGUGGUGGUCGAGGGGGGGCCCAAGCAGCACGAGAAGUACAAGAGGCUGAUGCUGCACCGCAUCAAGUGGGAGGAGGACACGGUGAAGGAUGCAGAGGGCGCGGAGGUGCCCAACAGCUGCCGGCUCGUGUGGGAGGGCGUCACUAAGCAGCGAGCCUUCGGCGAGAUCAAGUUCAAGGUGAUGCCAACAGAGAAACAGGCGAGGGAGCACUUCCAGAAGCACGGGGUAGAGCACUACUGGGAUCUGGCUUACAGCGGGGCAGUCCUGGGGAGCGCCGCGGACCAGCCC
Messenger RNA from Iphiclides podalirius (scarce swallowtail), 729 nucleotides. The record is from the annotation of a GenBank genome assembly. Lineage: Eukaryota; Metazoa; Arthropoda; Insecta; Lepidoptera; Papilionidae.